Zygotorulaspora mrakii is the source of this 276-nucleotide messenger RNA. It is a transcript of the gene MRP35, whose product is annotated as mitochondrial 54S ribosomal protein bL35m. Gene Ontology annotation, cellular component: large ribosomal subunit; ribosome. Gene Ontology annotation, molecular function: structural constituent of ribosome. The record is from RefSeq and is a predicted model, not a curated record. The transcript has a single exon. NCBI's taxonomy places the organism in Eukaryota, Fungi, Ascomycota, Saccharomycetes, Saccharomycetales, Saccharomycetaceae. Gene Ontology annotation, biological process: translation. Bases 1 to 276 code for a protein of 91 amino acids.
AUGCUGCUCAACAAACUUAUGUGGCCAGUUCUAAGAAUAUGCUUCUCAGCAAUAAGACCACAAUCGCAAUCACUGAUUUUGACAAGAAAUUUAAUGAAAACUCAUAAAGGUGCUGCGAAAAGAUGGAAGAAAACAGCAACAAGUUUUAAAAGAGGAAAAGCUGGAAGGAAUCAUGGUAACUGUGGCUGGUCACGUAGAUCUCUCAAAGUGUUGAGCGGUAAAACUCUCGCUGAUGAUACCCACAUCCAGCGUCUAAAGAGGUUACUGCCAUAUUAA